This is a messenger RNA of Hermetia illucens (black soldier fly), 722 nucleotides long. RefSeq lists its product as uncharacterized. Gene Ontology annotation, cellular component: extracellular region. The record is from RefSeq and is a predicted model, not a curated record. Bases 8 to 664 code for a protein of 218 amino acids. Lineage: Eukaryota; Metazoa; Arthropoda; Insecta; Diptera; Stratiomyidae. The transcript is spliced from 3 exons. Gene Ontology annotation, biological process: defense response to bacterium.
AACUUUUAUGAAAGAUAUCAUUUUCAUGAACAUUAGCAGAAUGAGUUAUAAGAUCUUAUCAUUCUUCGCAUGCUUAGCCGUAGCGCCUGCAGCCAGUAUCCCAGAACAAGUUGAUCUCCGUGAAGCUUUUGAAACUGAGGAUGCCAUUUACAUUCCAAUUUCCAUUGAAGAAGCGAAGAAGCUGAGGUUACCAAAAAGUGCUUCCAUAUUAGAACUACCUGAAUCUUCUUUAGCAUAUAUUCCAGAUGCUGAGAAAGGAGAAAUUAAGGAACCAGCGUCCUAUCAUGACCGUGUACGUCGUGAUGUUGGGCAAGUUCUUGAAAUCGAAGAUGCAUACUAUGUUCCAGUGAGUGAUGAGGAAGCUGAACUUCUCAGAUUGCCCAGUAUUGACGACCUCGCGUUAUCUGAAGAUGGAGAAGCACACGUAGAAAUUGUUGCAGACCAUACAGUGCAACGUGCAAAAAGGCAAUUGAAUAUUCAAGGAGGUGGAAGUCCACAUUCUGGUUUUGAUCUUAGUUUCAAAGGGCAAACAAAACUCUGGGAAAGUAAUAACAAACGUAACACUCUUCAUGGUACCGGUCAAUAUAGUCAACAUUUUGGAGGACCCUAUGGUAACAGCCGACCCAACUUUGGAGGUGGAUUAAUUUUCACUCAUCGCUUCUAACUUAAAUACUUGGUUGGAAAGUAUUAAUUAUGCGUGUUGAAAAUAAAUUAUUAUCUGC